GGUGAUUAUGUUCAUUCUGAAAAGAUGCGCGCCCAUAGUUUUCUUGAGGGAGGAACCAAAAUCUGUUUUCGCUCGUCCUGGUUUUAUAUCAUGGCUCAAACACAAGGGAGAGAAAUCUCAUCGUCCCUUCGCCAUCAACAAAUAUCUCUCCUUCUUCUUGCUUGAACAUUCAACCCUAGAAAUUCCUAAUUUUCGUCUCCAGCAAUCAAUACAAAAAUGGCAGAAUCCGUGCCUAAGCCCAAGUCCACCUUCGAUUCCGUCAGAGAAUGGGUCUCUGAUCACAAGCUUCGCACCGUAGGGUGUUUGUGGCUGAGCGGUAUUGCCGGAUCCAUUGCGUACAAUUGGUCAAAGCCCAACAUGAAGACCAGUGUCAGAAUCAUUCAUGCUAGGUUGCACGCGCAGGCAUUUACCCUCGCUGCAUUAGCGGGAGCAGCUGUGGUGGAGUACUAUGAUCACAAAACGGAGAAAAGUGACCGCUAUGCCAAAUUUCUUCCACUGGAUACCUACUCACAGAAGAAAUGAACAAUACUGUUUUUCUAUUGUGUACCCAUCAAUCUGAUUCUUUUAUGUCUGGGUGAUUCAUAUGUUGUUACCCAAGUCCUUGUUUUCCUUUCAUUUUGUAGUUUUUUUUCUUUUUUAAAUAAAUGUUUGUAGUUUCCAUUUUCUGUUAGAAGCUGCGCCUGCCUUUUUGGGUUUUAACAGCUUCCUCAUGCCGGGGGAUUGAGAGGUUGAAAUAAUGUGUUUAUCUUAUUUAGAAAGAAGAAAAAUAUUAGAACCAUAUACUUUCUCCCUUAAGAAAAUUUAAUAUGGUUC
Molecule: messenger RNA, 813 nt
Organism: Cuscuta campestris
Lineage: Eukaryota; Viridiplantae; Streptophyta; Magnoliopsida; Solanales; Convolvulaceae
Source: the annotation of a GenBank genome assembly